Molecule: messenger RNA, 930 nt
Organism: Rhodotorula toruloides NP11
Lineage: Eukaryota; Fungi; Basidiomycota; Microbotryomycetes; Sporidiobolales; Sporidiobolaceae
Product: COX1 assembly protein, Shy1
Exons: 6
Coding region: 1-930 (309 amino acids)
Biological process (GO): mitochondrial respiratory chain complex IV assembly
Cellular component (GO): mitochondrion; membrane
Source: RefSeq, a predicted model, not a curated record
AUGUUUCGGACAGCUCUCGGCGCCGGCUUGCGGUCAGCCCCGCAAGCGCGCGCUCCUGCUCCUCCUUCACCUUUCCCCUCCGCAUUCGCACGAUCGACACCUCGCAGCGCUCGUCUCCCCUCUCCCGUCUUCACCUCCGUCCGCCAUGCCUCCACGACCUCUUUCUCGCAAAGCGCCCGCGACAAGCUGCGCGCCCGCCCCUUCCUCCUCCUCGUCGGCUUGAUGCCGGUCUUUACCUUCGGCCUUGGCGUAUGGCAGAUCAAACGGUUGAAUUGGAAGGUCGACCUGAUCCACCAGCUCGACGACAAGCUUCACCAGCCACCCGUCAGGCUGCCUGCCCGCAUCGACACCGCUGCCAUCCCUGAAUUCGCCUGGCGGAAAGUCUUCGUGACGGGAACUCUCGACCACGAACACUCGAUCGAGCUGGGUCCGAAGACGCGAGAUGGACAGCUUGGAUACCACGUCGUGACGCCGCUGGUGCGAGGGGAAGGGCAGGACACGAUUUUGGUGAACCGAGGAUUCGUCAAGCGCGAGUUCAAGGAGGCGAAGGACCGACUAGCUAGUGUCACCAACGAGCCCGUCGCACUUGUCGGCAUGCUGCGAGACCAGGAGGCGCCCAACUCGUUCACGCCCGUCAACCAGCCCGAGAAGGACCAGUGGGUCUUCGCCAACAUCGCCGAGAUGGCGCGGUGUACUGGCGCCGAGCCGGUGCUGGUGGACCAAAUCUACGAGGAUCAUCCUGGCAAGGUCGAGCUGCUUCUGCGAGAAGGCAUCCCCGUCGGUCGGUCAGCGUCAAUCGAGCUGCGCAACAUGCACGCCACCUACGCCGCAACCUGGUUCUCCCUCUCGCUCGCUACCGCCUUCAUGUUCUGGCGCCUGAUGCGGCGACCAAGCGUGUUGACGACAGCGCAGUAUCGCGGAGUCAAGUAG